CCCCUGUACAUCCUCCACGUACAGAGAUGCCAGGCCCUCACAGGUGGGGGUCCCUGGCCCCGGGAUUGCAAUGCCGCUGGGCGUAGUUGUUCAUAUAGCUGGCUGGCUGCCCCGUCUGUACACAGACGGCUCGCACAACGGCGCAGCGUUAGACAGGGAGUCCGAGUGGCAGCAAAGAGACGGACGUUUCCACCGCUUCGCAUCCGUGCCCGCCGCCUGCCUGCCUGCCGCCGCUUCUGCAGUCUUCCGUGUGUGUUUCAUACAUCAUAUAUGGCAGGAAAAUAGCAGUUAUCAGAGGAAGAAACGCCAGCGACAGCCGCAAACAUGGUGGAAACCCCACGAUCUAGCAAGUACAGCAUCUCGAGCCUUGUGUCUGCGGAUCCGCAGCACACCCGGGGUGCCAGCAGCACGCCUGCAUCCGCAUCCGCAUCCGCAUCCAGGGCCACAGUUACAACGACGCCGCUGAAGAAGGACAGCUCGUCUCGGUCGCACAUACGAGACUUGUUGAAUCCACGAGAACCGAGGCCCGGGAACGAGGCGUCGGCGGAGCCGCCUUUGGCUUCCUUCCCCGGAUCGGUGUCCCGGGCGUCCUCCGGCGCCACGGAUGCCUCGUGUGUCGGCACAACCUCCUCCGCUGACACCGUCAGCACCACGCCAAACGAAACGCCUAUACGACAGCCGCGGUCUCCGCAGGAGAGCAGAGUGAAAGAGGAGGGGCACAAGCACGAGCACGAGCACGAGCACGAACACGACGACGACGACGAAGAAGGGCAAGAAGAGGAGGAAGAAGAGGAAGAGGAGGAAGAGGAGGAUAGCAAGGGUUCGGAAAAGCUCACGUGCCGGUGGCAGGGCUGCUCGGCGGAGUUCGACGACGCCAAGCCGCUGUACGAACACCUCUGCGACUUCCACGUCGGCCGCAAGUGCAACAGAAACUUGUCUUUGCGCUGCAAGUGGGACGACUGCCAGACCACCACCGUCAAGCGGGACCACAUCACCUCCCACCUUCGCGUGCACAUCCCCUUGAAGCCUUACGUCUGCAAAACGUGCUCCAAAAACUUCAAGAGACCACAGGACUUGAAAAAGCACACACGCACUCACAUCAACAGCACCCCGAAGGACCACAAGAGGUUCUACGACGACUUGACAAGCAAACGCUCUUUCGAGGAGAUGAGCUCCUCCACACUUUCAUCGCCCCUGUCUUCCUCCUGCGAACCCUCCCUGAAAAGACCACUUUUCCAGCAUUCGAUUACGGACUCGCAACUCUCCUCGAGAUACAUAUACAAGCAGCUGCAACCGAAUUCAAAUCUCUACUCGGGUUGCCUGCAAUACCCGCCCCCACCGUUCAAAGUGCAGCCCCAGAUGGGUCCCGGACCCUACCCGCAGCCAGCACUGCCGCAGGCAGCACCUUUAGCGGCACCGCCUCACCACUCCUCGCAGGGGUAUUAUCCCUUCCAGUUCUCGAGUCCGCCAAUGCAUCACCAACCAUACUACCACCUCCCACCCCGCCUACAGCCGCAGCGUAUCCACUCAUCUCCAUCUCCACAGCCACCGCCAAUGGCCUUGCCGCAAGAGCAGAUACAGCCGCAACAGCAACGUUUCUACUCAACUCCUUUUCCUCCUUACUCAAAAAUCCAACCACACCCCCUACGACAUCUUAAUUCAUCAUUCACCCCUCCACCUUCCGCAACCCCCGCUGGCGGUGGCAGAGCUCCUCCAAACGUUCUGGAACGUCGCUUUCCCGGCAGCCCUAGUGUGCCACUAUCAAUUUCGCCGGCUCCAGCCCCUCCUCCUUUGCCACUACGGCACGACCAGUUGCACCCAUCCCAGUCGCAAACCAGGUAUGCUCAAAGUUACGACAACACUGUAGCUAAGGAAUCAUGCACUUCGGCGCCUGCAGGACAGACUUCUAAUGUAGGAUUGGCUGGGCCUUCUACAACUACAUAUAAUACCAACCCUGUCCCACUCUCCUACAGACGUGUAUAGAUUUACAUAUAACGACUGUAAAACAACAACUUAAUAGCAUCGAAGCAGCAUAUCUCAACAACGUAAAUUAGACGGCUGCAAUCUGAAGAUUGAUCUAUGCCUCACAGCACAUUCAUUCA
Molecule: messenger RNA, 2102 nt
Organism: Pichia membranifaciens NRRL Y-2026
Lineage: Eukaryota; Fungi; Ascomycota; Pichiomycetes; Pichiales; Pichiaceae
Exons: 1
Coding region: 325-1983 (552 amino acids)
Biological process (GO): positive regulation of transcription by RNA polymerase II
Cellular component (GO): nucleus
Source: RefSeq, a predicted model, not a curated record